AUGAUCAAGGAUGAAGUAAGUGACACAAGAAGAAAUGAAGUUAAUCUCCUCUAUAAUGUCAUUUCAGAAACCAAUAUAGCACUUAAGGGCCAUGCCACACAAUCUUCAGAUUACCAAGGGACACCUGUUGGGCCCCCGGAAAAUGCAAUUGAUGGCAACAGGAACAGUCACUACUACAACUCACUAUCUUGUACUCACACCAACUGGCAGUCCAGUCCAUGGUGGAGUCUUGAUUUGCUACAAUCUUACCUGAUAUCAUCCGUCAUCGUUACAGGAAGAGGCGAUUGCUGUGCAAGUCGACUUGAAGGAGCAGAAAUUCAUGUUGGCAACUCAGCAGCAAAUAAUGGAAUAAAUAAUCCACUGUGUGCAACAAUAACUGGAAUAAAAUCUGCAUAUCCACGGACAUUCCAGUGCAAUGGGAUGGAAGGCAGAUAUAUUACAAUUGCCAUCCCUGCUAGGACUGAAUUUCUGACCCUCUGUGAAGUUGAGGUCUUUGGUGUCCCAGCGAUUAAGAAUGAUAUACCUGGUAAAUAUGUUUGGUAUGACUUUCAGCUAUAUUAAAUUCAGGAACAAGCAAGAAACUCA
This is a messenger RNA of Protopterus annectens (West African lungfish), 585 nucleotides long. RefSeq names its product fucolectin-like. The transcript has 3 exons. Bases 1 to 561 code for a protein of 186 amino acids. NCBI's taxonomy places the organism in Eukaryota, Metazoa, Chordata, Ceratodontiformes, Protopteridae. The record is from RefSeq and is a predicted model, not a curated record.